GUUGUGGAAAAGUGGUUAACAACCCCACCUGGACUGUUCGGGCGCGGCCUUUCCCCUUCGUCUAUAAAGCGACCAGGAAUCCACUUCUUCCGAACAUUCACUCGUCGCUUCGUCACUCAUUUGUUCACCAUGCGGCUCCUUAUCUUCGCAGGUCUUUUAGCAAUUUCCCUCGGAGAGAAGACGGUUUCUCCCGCAGUUGGAAAGGCAGAAACCACUUCCGGAAAUGCGGACGACAUUGUUAUGUUGGAAAUCGACGUAAAGGAACCUGUGAAGAGAUCACCGUUACAAACCAGCCCCGAUUACGGAGCUAAUCAAUAUACUCUUCAGAGCGCUGAUGCGUCUCACCAGCUGCCACCGGAGUACUUGUCAUACUUGGAACAAUACGCGCAGGAGCAACCGCAGCCGCAACCGGCGCCGCCUCAGCGCAGACCGCAGCCCGCGUACGCAAGACAACAGCAAGCUCUGCAGCAAGCUUACUACAACUUCCGGAAACCGACGGUCGUUCCCCCGCGACCUCGUCCACAGCUGCAUCCCCAAGCUUUAGCUCAAGCGGAGGUAGCCGCGGAAAUUCAGGCUCAAGUUGAUGCUCAAAACCGUGCGGAGGCAAUCCGCACAGCUCGUUUAGGCUCUGCCAGUCCAUCCGCCGAGAACACCUACCAGGUGCCAGCUUACAGUCAGCCUAAGCUGGGAACGUUCGAGCAGGAACUGUUGCAGCUGGUCUCAGCGAACCAAGCCCAGGAGUUCAAGCUUUUGCCGACUCAGCCGAAAGGCGGUGAUUCGGCGUACUCUCAGCAGUUGGUGGGCUACCCGGCGCAAUAUGCUAAGCCAGCUGCUGCAGCACCUCAAUUGCCCGAGCAGUAUCACAUAGAGACGUCUCCGCCAAGGACCUAUCAGCCACGGCCCCAGGUAGCUUAUCAAUCGGUGGAGGAGCAGUACCAAGCUCAGCCCGCGAAAGCUUUCCAACCCUCGCCGCAGUACGAUUACGCGGCCGACGAAGCUCACUUGAAAGCCUUAGAACAGGCUCAGGCUCAAGCUCAAGCUCAAGCGCAAGCUCAGGCGCUGGCGUUCCAGAAGGUCGCGCAAGUCGAGUACCGGCAGCAUGCGCAAAACGCUCUGGAGCACAUAAGACUGAACAACGAGGAGGACAAACAGCGAACUGCUCUGGAGCAGAUCCAGCAGGGCGCACAGGUCAGCGAGGCAGGCCGUAGUUAUCUACAGGAGCAGCUACAGCCGAAGAGCGCGGACGCUGCGUACCGCGCGAAGGUCAAGGCACAAACCACUGCCGAAGUAGCGGAGGCGAGGAAAGUGCAACAGGCUCAAGAGUUCAAGGCUCACGCCGAUGCCAUUAAGAAACUGGAGGCGCAGCAGAGGGCUCAUCUGAGGGUGCAAGAAGAAGUCCGCAAUUACGCGUUGAACUUCGACAAGCUCCAGGCGCAGGCCCAGGAACUGGCCCAGGCGCAGGCUGAAGCUCUGUACAAGGCGCAGCUCCAGGAACGCCAGCAGAUCAACAAGCAGAUCAUCGCUAUUUCGAAGGACCAGGUGCAAGGCAAGAAGGUAGACCCGAACUCGCCGGUCUAUCAUUACACCUUGCAACCCAGCAGCACUCCCGUGCCUCCGCAGAACAGCUACUUCACCAACGACGAGCUGCAGAAGUACCAGGCCUCCGGAUCCUCUUACGUACCUAGAUCGGUCCCGAAACCCGAUGGCCAGAUCGUGGCCGCCCAGGUACAGCCUGCCAUCACCCAGCCUCGCCAAGCCCACAAGCUCAAGCUUCCUCUCGCUCCCCAGUCCGUCUACGUGUCCGAGUCCGGGCUGCUGAAGAAAUCACCUAUCAAAUCGAUCACGAUCGAGGAGGUGGACCCGGAAGUGAACAAUCGCCAGAUCUAUCAGACCGCCACGCCCAAGGCGCGCACUCUGUCCGAGGAGGACUUGUCCGCUCUGAUCAACGCCGGCUAUACCGUCACCCCUGUCCCGCAAACCGCGAAGUCGGAUCAGAUAUACGCGGUGGAGAACGCGGCCGCCGCCGGUUACUACACGAAGAAACAGAAGCUGCCGCCGGCCAGGGCCGAGUACGUCACCUACGAGGAAGUGAUACAACGCCCCCGCAAGCUCAUCAGAAAAAGCAGGCCUGUCCUGAAGCAGAACGACGGGGACACCGACGCCAGCGAGAAAGUCACUUACCUGCUACCUCUGGAGACCGCCUUCGGCACGAGACAACCGCCGCUCAAACAGGAAGAGUAAGUCGGUAUAGAUGUUCCGUUCGGAGGCGUGGUAACAAGUAUUAAUCAUGCAACAUUUAACCCGGAAUAUAGGUCUCGCAUUUCGUCCCCUUACACACGUGUCCUUUUGAUCAUUGGCGUGCAAAUUGUUAGGUCCGUGCUGCGACCUUUCGAAAGGGAUUUCUAUUCUUCUUUUUCUGAUGUUGAUACUAUCGUAGUCCUCGACGAUGGAAUUGGUCGCGGUGUUAGCUGUACGACGAGGCACUAAUCAAAAUGAAUUUAACCUGUUCAAGGAUACUAGCACAGUCGUGUAUGGCUAAUUUUCGUUUCAUCUGGGAAUAGCAGUUUUCAUUUGGAGAAAUCGAAAAUUUAUGUCUUCGUAUAUCUGGAUGUUUCAUCGUACGAAGGUAUACGUACUGUUAAACAUUUUUAAACAGUCGUCUCUGUCGAGUUGUAAAAGACUUAAUAAGCUAUGGAUCUCCGUGUGUUUGUGACGCGAUGUUUGAAACAACGAGAAUAAUUAGUAUCUUUAUUUUAUUUUAACCACAGGAAGUCUUCAGGUAGGUGGAAGAAAAUUAUUUGACUUUCCUAAAGAGACGUUUCUAAACAGUUUCAUGAUUCUGUAAAGAAAAUCGAUUUUAUUCGCCGAAAAAAAAAAUUCCUCCCUUUAACGAUCUAAAGAAUUGAAGAAUGUACUACACGUUUACCUGUAAUUUGGAUGUCCCUUCGAAUUACAGAUUAGUCCUGGCGACGGAAGGACGAGAGCAAUGUUUGAACUAAUUUUGUACAUUUAUGCUGAACUCAAAUUGUCAGAAUACGAUGGAAUAAAAAGCUUAAUGAAGGUUCUCAUUAACGUUUCUAUCUCAUUUUGAACUAACUAGAAAUUUUACCUUUUUAUAGGAAUGCUUCUUACUCUCUCUCUCUCUCUCUUUCUCUUUCUCUCACUCUUUAUCUUCAAGACCAGAUGGAUUUUGCUCGUCUGCUUUUAGUUUAAUUAUUCGUGUAUUUAUUCUCAUAGUAUCUUUCUAUAUAUUUUCUAUACGUUUCAAUUCAGAGAAUUAAUUGAAUUUAUAUCGUACGUUAAUGUAAUAAAUGCCUUAUCUGCACAUGGCAUCAUGUCGAAGCUUGAGGAGAAAGGAUUUUCGAAUCUUUGUUUAUUAAACUUUUCUUAAACGAAGAUUACUUGUGAAGAACGUUUUUAUUUAUUGUAUUUUUUGUUGCAGUUCGGAACUAAUAAUUUGCAACGCCUCUGUAUUCUGAAUCGCCUGUUUUAGCAACAUUAACCUGUUGAGUAAUGACGAACAGACCGCGGUUUUUAUGCAUUUAUGUCAAAAAUGAAUGUAUGAAACAUGAAACAGGGAACAUUUCAGAAGAACUUGAGGCUAUUAUUAUCAUAUUUAAAAAAUGAUGUAACUCUCCUGAUAAAUAUCAACACACUUAGUAAAUUGGAUUUUGCCCCUGUGUUAGACAAAAUGGUUUUUAUCCGCAUUCAGUUGCACUGGAGCGUUUAGGAAAGCACAGUCACACUGUCGACAGGUUAAUUUUGCGUCACUACCAUUUAAAAAGAAACGUAAAGAAAGGCAACAAUUCAUAAAGUCACGAAUUAUAUAAUUGUCGAUUGUUAUAUUGUCAUUGUUUAAUUUCUCACACGUUUAACUUCUUUCGAUUUACCACACUUCCAUUUAUUCAAGUAGCGUGCCCACUGGAACGUUAACAAAAAAGAAACGGGAAUAAAGGUAUUCGUUGAUAAAGUGUUCACAUGUUACCCUGUGCAGUAAAUAACUAUUAAUUAUAGCGUAGCAAUGAUUUACUUCCUAGUUUCGAUGCGGACGUUUCCUUCCGUAUUCCUCAACCUAUAUUUUUCGUUAAACGUUCAUGUUGUUUAUCGCUUCGAGCUACGAUUCAAAUAACUCAAGCAUAUUGAUUGACAAACGGACAAUUGAUAACGAAAAGCUCUUAUUCUAAUAACUUAUUUAUACUUGCAACACUUGCAAAUUCGAAUACUGUUGAUGACAACGAAUUUCGUCGCUUGAAUCAUCCUUGAUGCGUAGACGAUGUCAAUCAAGAUGAGUGAUCGAAUUAAGUCGCCGCUCUUUAGGCGUGAGUAUAGAUUGUGGAACAAUUUUCUAGCGUAAACGAGUGCUACGGUACACCUUUUACGCGACAUUAAUUGUAGAUGGUAUGUGCGACGGUGCUAAGUCGAAUAAUUAUUAAUUUAUACCUACUAUUUGUAUAUACUAGAUUUUUACUUAAUAAAACAGUUCAAAAGUCCUGCUUCGUGAUAUCUAUGAAAUUCAUCUCUUUCCCUGGAAUGCUCGUUGUACGAAGAAUCCUAUUUUUAAUCAAAAUAAAAAUUUACUAAUCUGUAAUUUACAAAUCUAAUUACUGUUCUAAUAAAAAAUCAAAUGCACUUCUUCGAUUAAGAGUAUCAAGCACUGUAUACAAAAUAGCAUCUAGUUGCUUAAGAAAAACUGUUGACAACAUCUACGAAUUUUAUUGAUGAAAUAAAACAAUGUAUCUUCUUAAA
Molecule: messenger RNA, 4746 nt
Organism: Megalopta genalis
Lineage: Eukaryota; Metazoa; Arthropoda; Insecta; Hymenoptera; Halictidae
Source: RefSeq, a predicted model, not a curated record